Molecule: messenger RNA, 1251 nt
Organism: Vicugna pacos (alpaca)
Lineage: Eukaryota; Metazoa; Chordata; Mammalia; Artiodactyla; Camelidae
Source: RefSeq, a predicted model, not a curated record
GGGAUCAGGGGCUGGGGAUGUGGGUCAGGGAGGAGGCAGGGGUAUCCUUUAUCUCUGACCUCCUUCAUUCAGCUGAGCCUGGCCCCCCUCUUAUUUUUCUCCAAUUUCUUUUUAAUGCCUCCUCGGUCUCUACCUCCGUCUCUCUUUCCCUGGGUCUCUCUCCCCUCCAGUCUCAGUCUCUCCCCAUCUGUCUCUCUCUUUGGACCUCUCUCUUUCCUUUUGCACCUGCCUUUCUGUCUCCAGGAACCCAAUGCCACUCAGACUCCUCUCCCCUAAAUUUCUUUCAUUCUCCCCCUCUCUCUUUCUCUCUCUCUCGAAUUCUUCUCUAAGACCUUUGCCCCAUCCCCAAUUUCUCUCCCCCUUUUAUUUCUUUCCUUCUCUCCCCCAUCCUCUCAGUCUCUGUCUGUCUCUCCCCAUCUGUCUUUCCUCCCCCUCUCUGGAUGACUCUCUGUCUCUUCUUUCCUUCUGUUACCCAGAUCCCGAUCCCCCCAUCCUCUUCCUCGCCCCAAUCUUUCCCCAUCCCCCAUCUCUCCCCCAGCCUCUGGGUUUCUGUCUCUGUCUCUGUCCCCUUUUCUCUCUGGAUAUUUCUCUCUGUGUGUGUCUCUCUCUCCAACUUCCUUCUGCUACCAGCCGCUGCCUCCCCCAAAUUUCUCCCUCCCCCAUUUCUGUUUCUCCGACUCUGGAUCUCGGUCUUUCCGCCUCUCCUGGCUCUGUCUCUCUCCCUCCCUCUCUGGGUCUCUCUCUUUUUCCCCAGCUUCCUUCUGCCCACCCAGACCCUUCCCCCCCCAUCACUACCUUCCCCCCAUCCAUCCUCCUCUCCGUGGCUCCCCCAUUCUCAGCCGGCCUCCCCUCCCCCUCCCUCCCCUCCUCCCUCCCUCUCUCGUCCUCCAGCUCCGCACUUUACCCAGCGACACGAGAACCAAAUUGUCUCCUCACCUUUUUUUUUCCCCAUCCCGACCCCCUCUACCUUGGGGCCCAAGCUCAGAGCUGCCCCUCAGCCUCCUCUCCCACCUCGACAGCCCCAUUCCCCGUAAGCCUCCUCAUCUCCACCCCCCAACCAGGUCGGACGCCUGGGUCCCUCGCUGCUGGGGGAGGGGGAGCAGUGAGAAUUGGGAGCCACGAGGGUUCUUCUUGGGGGGUGCCGACAGGGGGCUCAGCGUCCCCUCCCCUGUGCAUCGGAGAGUUGACCUAUCGUUAAGAGCUGGCGCCCAUGGCCGCCCUCUGACCCCCUCCCCGGCCGCAGCCUCCUCC